This is a messenger RNA of Astrephomene gubernaculifera, 4846 nucleotides long. The record is from the annotation of a GenBank genome assembly. NCBI's taxonomy places the organism in Eukaryota, Viridiplantae, Chlorophyta, Chlorophyceae, Chlamydomonadales, Astrephomenaceae.
AAUUUAAGAGAGCAUCUUGCUUGCGCGCAGCGCAGAGUGCGCCCUCUUGGAAAGCUUAUGGCCGGGUGCUAAGGCUGCUAACCAACACCCCGGGAUACUUUCGCACCAGCGCACAAGUGAAUAAUAUUAAAUCACUGUAUCUAUAGUUACUGCAUAUGGCCAACAUUAAGGGCCAGAGAAUCUGCGUCGUCGGUUCGGGCAUAAGCGGAUUGAGCGCAGCAUGGCUCCUUCACAGGAACGGGGCCAGCGUCACGCUGAUGGAAAAGGAAGAACAUUGCGGUGGCCACACACUUACCGAUCACACGUCUCCUUACCCGGUGGAUUUGGGAUUCCAGGUUUACAACCUUACCACCUACCCUCACUUUGUGGGUUUUCUGGAGUGUCUGGGCGUCGAUAGUGUUAUGUCAGACAUGAGCUUCUCGCUCUCCAUGGACGCCGGCAAGUUGGAGUGGGGCAGCGACAACCUGGAUACUAUUUUCGCCCAACGUCGGAAUAUCGCAAGUCCGUCCUUCCUCGCUAUGAUAAAGGAUGUAAUCCGCUUUGGCAGGGAGGCUCCGAAGGUGCUCGAACCCGCCGUGUCCCACAUCUACAGCGACAUGACGCUGGCCGAGUACCUGGCCAAGCACGGUUACAGCGCCGCCUUCACGGACAACUACGUGGUGCCCAUGUGCGCGGCGGUGUGGUCCGUGCCCACAGCGCAGGUCCUGGAGUUCCCGGUGCGCAUGCUGGUGCGCUUCUGGGUCAACCACCACCUGCUGGACCUCUUCCAGCGGCCGCUGUGGCGGGUGGUGAAGGGGCGCAGCGAGGCCUACGUGAAGCGCGUCUGCCAGGAGCUUCCCGACGUGCGCACCCGCACUCCCGUGCUGCGGGUGGCCCGCGGUCGCAGCCCCGAGGAGGGCGUCACGGUGGAGACGGCGGCAGGCGGGGCGGAGCGCUUCGACUCGGUGGUGUUUGCGACGCACAGCGACGUGACGCUGCAGCUGCUGGGGGGCGAUGCGGACCCGGAGGAGCGGGAGCUGCUGGCCGCCAUCCCCUACAGCGAGAACGACGUCUACCUGCACACGGACGCCAGCCUGAUGCCCCGCAACCGCAAGGUGUGGUCCUCUUGGAACUUCCUGGGGCGCAGCGGUGCUGGCGCCGACACGGAGGCCGUGUGCGUCACCUACUGGGUCAACCGACUGCAGGAGCAGCCGCCCGGAGCGCCCAACCUGUUUGUCACGCUCAACCCGCUGCACCCGCCGGCGCCCGAGCACGUGAUCCGGCGCCUGCCGCUGGCACACCCGGUGUUCAGUGCGGCAUCCGAGGCGGCCCAGGGCAAGCUGCCCUCGCUGCAGGGCCAUCGCAACACCUACUACGCGGGCGCCUGGGCGGGCUACGGGUUCCACGAGGACGGCAUCCGCUCCGCUGUGGCAGUGGUGCAGGCCAUGGGGGGCAGCCUGCCUUGGGUGCCCAGGGCCACCAGCCCCAAGGUCUCCCUCUCGCAGCAGCUCUACCUCGGCCUGUUCGACAAGUACGCCCGGUCGGCGUUCACGCAGGGCCGCCUGCGGCUGAUCCUGCCCACCGGAUCCGAGCUGGCGUACGGCAGUGGGGACGACACCGCAGCCGCACCCACACCCAAGGGCGAGGAGUGGCGCGGCCGGCCGCCCCUGCGCGCCACCGUGCGGGUGCUGCACAUGGACUUUUUCCGCAAGAUCGUGCUGCGACAUGACGUGGGCCUGGGGGAGGCAUACAUGGCAGGCGACUUCGAGGCUGACAGCCUGGGCGCGCUGAUGGCGGUGCUGCUGGCCAACGCGGUGGCGGCGGAGAGCGAGCGGGGCCACAUGGGGCUGCUCAACUGGCUGGGAGAGCGACUGCUGUUCCUGGCGCACCUGCGCAGACCCAACACCAUACAGGGCAGCCGCAAGAACAUCGAGGAGCACUACGACGCCGGCAACGCCAUGUACAAGCUCUUCCUGGACGCCACCCUCACCUACAGCUCGGGCCUCUACCGCAGCCCCACCGACUCGCUGCAGCAGGCGCAGCUCAACAAGAUUGACGCGCUGGUGGCAAAGGCGCGAAUCGGGCGGGAGGAUCAUGUGCUGGAGAUUGGGUGCGGCUGGGGCGGUUUCGCCAUCCGUGCGGUGCAGGCCACGGGGUGCAGGUGGACGGGCAUCACCAUCAGCAAGGAGCAGCUGGCGGAGGCGACGGAGCGGGUGGCGGCGGCGGGGCUGCAGGACCGCAUCACGCUGCUCUUCUGCGACUACCGGGACACGGUGGCGGCGCUGGGGCCGGGCAGCUUUGACGCGGUGGUGAGCGUGGAGAUGAUCGAGGCGGUGGGGCACGAGCACCUGCGGCCCUACUUUGCCGUCAUCGGCACCAUGCUCAAGCCGGGCGGCCGCGCGGUGCUGCAGGCCAUCUGCUCUGCGGACGAGAGGUAUGAGGCCUACUGCCACACCUCCGACUUCAUCCGAGAGCACAUCUUCCCCGGCGGCCACCUGCCCUCCCUGGGCGCCAUCGCCGACUGCUGCCGGGGAACCGGCCUGUCGCUGCGGGACACCCAUGACAUCGGGCCCGACUACGCCAUCACGCUGCGUUCCUGGCGGGACGCUUGGGAGCAGCGCCGCGGGGAGGUGCUAGCCCUGGGCUACAACGAGCGCUUCUGGCGCAAGUACAGGUUCUACUUUGCGUACUGCGAGGCAGCCUUUGACGCGCGCUACAUCCACAACUACCAUAUCCUGCUGGUCAAGGACGCGACCCAUGGGUCAGCUGCCGCGAGUGCCGCUGCCGCGGCUGUUGCUGCCCCGGGCCGCAUGAGCGCCAGUGGCAUGGCGCCCGCAGCGCUGCUGUCCGUGUCGAGCUCUGCUAGCUCGCUGGUGCAGGAGCUGCCGUCCGACCCCAUCACGCAGGCGCUGAUGGCGUUGUACUUCUUCCUGGCGGGGCUCAUGGUGAGCCGCCACCCGCACAUGUGGCUACUGCCCGCCGCCUCCUGCCUCAUGGCGCUGGUGGCGGGGGCGGCGCACUUCGCGUCGCUGGCACUCGUGCCGUCCUACAGGUUCCUGUCGCCCGAGCGCCGUGCGCUGUGGUGCAGCGACGUUGCGCACAUCCUCUACUCCGCCUCCGCCUCGGUCGCCGCGCUGGCCUACGUCGCUGCCGAGCCACGCGCCCUUCAGCUCGCCCAGCAGCCCUCCGACAUUACCCUUCCCUCCAUCAUUACGGCGGCGUCAACUGGCGUGUUCGCGUUCAACCUGUGGGCCUGCGUGCGCGCCCGGUUGUUCGCUCGCUCCGUCUCCGCCAUCCUGCAGUACACGCUGCUGGCGGUGCUGUUCGGAACCGCAACCAUCAAGGGCGUGGGGGUGCCCUUCCUGGCCGCCACGCUGGCCUCCGAGGUGUUCAGCGUGCUGUUCCUGGCGGGCAAGCUGCAGGACAUGGCGGGCCUGGCGCGCACCUCCCUGCGCCGCUACACCCGCCUGGCUGAGCAGGUGACCCUGGUGACGUGCCGCCUGCUGCCGCACGCCGCCGUGGCGGUGGUGGUGCUGGCUAACCCGGGCGCCUUCGGCUCGCCGCUGUACUACGUCAUGUGCCUGGCGGGCAUGGCCUUCACCAACUGGCUCAACAUGCGCAAGGCGGCGCAGCUGUUUGGUCAAACCAGCUCUUCCGCUUCAUCCUCCUCAUCCGCAGCAGCUGACCGGCGGCAGGAGCAGCCCCUGGCCGCUGGGGUGCCAGCAGGCAAGACGCAUGCGGAGUAGGUGCGAGCGUUGGUUCAAUGACGUUGUAGAGGCGAGAGCAGCUGUAGAGCAGCUGUUCCAUGUCUCUGUAGGUAUGAGAAUAAGGGUUUGGAAGGUGCAGAUCUUGGUUGUAUUUUCGAAUCAGGUUUGCGCGGGCUAGCCUCUUGCUCAGCUGGGGCUAUUUCCGGCUGCACUGUCCGUACCGGCCUGGGUUUCGAGUUGGCGUGUGGUGAGUAGGAGGGGAGAAAAAAGGAGUGGCGGGUUUGUAUGAUACUCCUGGCAGGCUACGUGUGCAUGCUGAGCAUGGUGAGUUGCCUAUAGAGUGGAACUGCUGUGUAUGACAUCGUGGUCCGGUCUGCCCUAAUAGAGUCCUUGUACGAUGAGGCCGCCGAGAAACUCUUGAUUGAAGUGAUCAGUGCUGAAAUCGAUUGAAUCCUAUUAUACAAUCAUGCGAGUGUUUAUUGCUAUUUCAGUCAGUGACCCGUGGGUCUUGCUGCGGGCGCUGCUGCAAUGGUGUUUUGCAAAGGUGUGCGCCUAGGUGUGAUAAGGGGUUAAGCAGUAUAGAGCACUGGCCAGUCAUGCCGGAUUGCAGAUUGUGAUCGGCAUGCCUUGGGAAUGCCCUGCCGGCCUGGAGCCGGCUGAGGGUGAGGGUGAGAGGAGGGUCAGCGAGCGUUACUUCGGAGGGGUCUGAGAUGAGAGGCCCAAGUUUUGGUAACCGCCCGUGCGGAUACCGCCUGCGCAGCCGGUUUGCAAAGGAGUGUGUGGCGUGUAUUGCGUGUAGCAGCGUAUCCUGAGGGUGAUAGUGAAGGUCCUGGGAGUGAUAUGAUGAGAAGCUAAGGAGCGAUUCAUAGCAGUUGUAUCUAAUCAGCGAAAUUACUUUCAGGGGUUACUAUUUGGGGCGUUCAACAUGUAGUGGUGUGUUUGUGGGCUUUAGUUGGUUUGGCGGUUUCUUCGCUUGUUAUGUGGGUCGUAUAUGUUUUGUCAACUGUCGCAUUGGCAGCUUGGGAGUGGGCAGAGCACGCCAUGACGUGUGGGUUACAGUGGGAUAUGUAGGCUUCGAAUUCGGCAUGGUUUGGCGUCUGCGUUCUAUUAACCUGUAUGCUACCAUUGGUGCAGAACGUGUAAGGUACCGGUACCCUCGG